CAACACUUUCCUUUUACGAAACUAAGAACCAUUAUUUAUAGCAACAAAGCAAACUCAAAUUCAAACCCCAACACCAAACUCCCACACACAACCACUUUCUUUCUACCUGAAACCUGUAAAGAAAACAAAAAUGGCUUCUUUGACCAUGUCAACGGCGGUGAUGACGGUGGCAAUCCUGUUCAUAGCCACCACCAUAACCAUAACAGAAGCUCAAAGCACCGCAACAUGUGCCCAGAAGCUAGUUCCAUGCGGUGAAUAUCUGAACACCACUACUACACCGCCCAAUACUUGCUGUAGCUCAAUCAAAGAAGCUGUUGAGAAGGAGCUUACUUGUCUCUGCAACCUUUAUAACACUCCCGGUUUGCUUGAAAGCUUUGGUGUUAAUGUUACUCAGGCUAUUGCUCUCACUCGCAGAUGCAGUGUGAACGCUGAUCUUUCUGCUUGCUCCAAAGUUGGAGCUGAAGCACCAACUACCACUCCUCCAGGAGUUCCCGGAAAUGACAGCGGCAGGAUGGCAUGGACAGGAUUUUCAAGCUUGCUCUUAUUAUGUGUUACUUCCCUAUUUUAUUAGGUCACCACCCACAUUCUUCUUUUGAAGUUUGGGGAUACAUAUGAUUAGUAGUCUAUUAUGACUCGAGUAUUAGCCUAUUCGGGAGCUGUAUUUUCACACUGGGAGAUUUUUUUGUUGUUGCCUGUAUUCACUCCUUUAUUUUUAAUCCCAUUGAUUGAUCAUUGUUGUUGAUGUAUUUGCCUAUCAUACAUGAAUAUAUGUGCUAUACUGGCUUCAUGAUA
This is a messenger RNA of Mercurialis annua (annual mercury), 792 nucleotides long. RefSeq names its product non-specific lipid transfer protein GPI-anchored 7. Lineage: Eukaryota; Viridiplantae; Streptophyta; Magnoliopsida; Malpighiales; Euphorbiaceae. The record is from RefSeq and is a predicted model, not a curated record. The transcript is spliced from 3 exons. Bases 131 to 571 code for a protein of 146 amino acids.